Messenger RNA from Tripterygium wilfordii, 2521 nucleotides. Its product is annotated as UPF0187 protein At3g61320, chloroplastic-like. Gene Ontology annotation, molecular function: voltage-gated chloride channel activity. NCBI's taxonomy places the organism in Eukaryota, Viridiplantae, Streptophyta, Magnoliopsida, Celastrales, Celastraceae. The record is from RefSeq and is a predicted model, not a curated record. The transcript has 4 exons. Gene Ontology annotation, biological process: regulation of photosynthesis, light reaction. Bases 155 to 1384 code for a protein of 409 amino acids.
UCAUAACGUGGAAAAAGCUCCUUCACACAAUAACCGUCUCCAACAACCAAUCCACUCCUCGGCCACUGUGUGAACCCCAGACAAUAAUGAGUCUUCGUUCUCGCUCAAGCACCAUGUCCUGCUCUGCUCUUCCUCUCCAGCCUCACUCCCGCCAAUGCAACACCCCACUCCCUCCAUCACCUCCUUCUCUUCCAAUUUUACUCCAAAGUUAUUCCCCAAAUUACACCUCCGAGCCUUCCCUCCCAAACCCUCCAACAAGUUCAAGUUCAAGCCACUCUCUUCUAUCAACCCAAGCCCAAGCCCUAAUCCUUCCCCUAAAACCCCGACCAUAAUCUCCAUCCUCCGAUUCAUCCCCGACUGGGCCGACCGCAUCAAGGAGCAGGGCAUGAAGCGCCGCCGCGAGCUUUACAACCACGAGAAAUGGGUGUUUCAUCGGAGCUCUCUCCGUCACAUCCGCCAUCUCCUCUCCAGCCUUCAAUCGCGCGUCAUUCUGUCGUUGAUACCACCCGUGAUUGCAUUCACUUCGGUUGCGGCCGCCGUUGCUUGCUACAACACUGCCCUUGACAUGCACUGGUUGCCUGGGUUCUUGCCGGUGUUGAGGGCGUCGUCGCUUCCGUACCAGCUGACGGCGCCUGCCCUGGCCUUGCUUCUGGUGUUUCGGACGGAGGCUUCCUACUCCAGGUUCGAGGAGGGGAGGAAGGCUUGGAUGAGAGUGAUUGCGGGGACUGAUGAUUUCGCGAGGCAGGUCAUUUCUGGGGUUAAGAAUUCCGGCGAUGCUGCUUUGAAGAAUGCGCUUUUGCAGUACAUUAUGGCGUUUCCAGUAGCUCUCAAGUGUCAUUUGAUUUAUGGCUCAGAUAUUGACAGAGAUCUGCAGAGGUUGCUUGAAGUGGAUGAUCUAGCUGUAGUACUCAAUUCAAAGCAUAGGCCUCGGUGUAUUAUUGAGUUCAUCUCUCAGAGUAUUAACUUGUUGAGCUUGGAGGAGGCUAAGAAGAAUAUGUUGGAGGCAAAGAUUUCUUGUUUCCACGAAGGACUUGGCAUCUGUGAACAGCUGAUGGGAAUUCCAAUCCCCCUCUCAUACACUCGCUUGACAUCAAGGUUUCUAGUACUCUGGCAUUUCACUCUUCCAAUCAUACUUUGGGAUGAUUGCCACUGGAUCGUGGUUCCGGCUACUUUCAUCAGUGCUGCUUCCUUGUUCUGCAUAGAAGAAGUUGGUGUUCUCAUUGAGGAACCGUUUCCUAUGCUUGCCCUUGACGAGCUUUGCAAUUUGGCACAUAAAAACAUUGAGGAAGCUAUUGCAUUGGAGAAAGUUAUUCAAACACAAGUUAUGGCCAAAAGAAAUAAGCAUUCAUUUGAAGGCUCCCAAAACGGGAGGCCUAAUUCCUAAGCAGGCAAAAUCUCAUAUUUACAAACUUCACAGGGAGACCGGGCCUAAACUAGUAAGUUUUGUGGCGGGGACAUUACCUUUGUAGUAUGCAUACUGCCGUAUUUCAUCAGCACUGCAUGGUUGUUGUAAUUGAGCUGUAGGGUUCAGCCAUGUAGAUAGGCAGCAAUGUCCAAGGACAAACUUCAGCCGUUGUAUAUAUUCCUGAUCUUUAAUGUACAGUCUAUCCAUUUUCCGAAUCUGUGCCAAAUCAAAUUCAAUUGCAGGGCAAAGAUGCAAAGAAAAAAAUCAUGCUAAAGCAAUGUUGGGAGGUUGCCAAACUGUUGAGAUCGCGACUCCUCGUAGGUGGCACAGCUCUAUUAUUCUCCUUCAGCCGCUCCCUUGAGUUGCCGGUUACGUUUUCUUGUAAGACAACUCUAUCAUCACAGGCCAGUGUACCCCCUGAGCACAAUGCUCUCAUUUGAAGUCUUUGCCUGCAGAUUCUCCAAUUUAAGUACCUUCCUUUCCACCCCAGAGAGGCAAUACUUGGACAACGAUCUUUAAGAAGCUCCUCAAGAUCACCAAAACUUCCUCUCAAUAUGUACUAAUGGGCUUCUUUUUUUUUUUUUUUUAAUCAAUGUCUGGUAAAUCUUCAGCUUUCCAAGAAAACAGUAAGGGCUUGGAUUGAUAUUGAUGUUUGAAUAAUUGCUCCCUGGUAGGGAAAUUAUUAAAGAUUUUAGAGCACCAUAUUAGUGUUUUAGUGGUUUUAGGCCAUGGUCAGAUUAUGGGUGAAGUAUCGCAACAAGCCCCCUUCAUUUGGUCAGCGAAGAAAAAUUUUCUAGAAGAGAGGAAAUGAAUGGCGAUAGGGGAAGGAAGGUACAAGAGUGAACCGCUGGUGUCGUGAGUUGCAGGGGAGUGCUUGUUUAGUCCCACAUCGAAAUAAUAAAAAGGGAUGUGCGAAGAAGGCAAUAUAAAAAAAGAAAGACUGCAAAGUGAGCCAUACUUACCUGGACGGGGUCAAUGGGUGAUCAAGAAUGCCCAUGGCCUAGGUCAGUGACCUCCAUUGCACUCUGGAGGGGUGCUGCCCUAAGGUCUCCCCAGUGAGGGAGAGCCUACGUCAUAAUUUGUUGCAGUGGGGGCCUGCGUUCGCGCGGCCCCUAC